CACCUAAAAACCUUGUAAAAUGUUCAAAGCACAUUUAAUUCUAUUAUUUUUAGUCGGAAUCGCGCCAGUACUAGAAGUUAGUGCCGCUUUUUGUACAAAAUACGGACCAGAUGCCAAAGUUAUCAGAAUUUGUUGUCCCGGCUAUGAGGGAGACGGUGUGAACUGUGUGCCGUUCUGCAGGUGCGGUUGCAUUAAUGGUGUGUGUGUUAAACCCGACUUUUGUGAGUGUCAUGAAGGAUUUGCCAAACACAAUGGACCGCACUCACCGUGCGAACCGAUCGCAACAGCACUUCGUGAACCGCAGCCACACAGCUGCCUCGAGCGCUGCGCCAAUGGCACCUGCGUGGAUGACACAUGCACCUGUGCGCAAGGCUGGCUGCUGCAACAGCACGAAGGACGUGAGAUUUGUGUGCCACAAUGUAACGGCGGUUGUGUCAACGGUUAUUGCAGUGCCACGAAUAAUUGCGUUUGCUAUGAAGGUUUCGAGGCGCAAGCCUCUAAUCAGCGUGAGUGUGUUCGACGCUCGAGCAGCGGCGCACUGUCGACGCAAUUAGCGCAAAUGAAUGGGAUUCUAGUCUCGCUGCUACUGAUCAGCUGUUACUACGCGUAUUGGCGCACUAUAAAUACGCACACAGAGCACCACUCGAAGUGUGACCUGAAACGCAGCAUCAAAGGCAAACGAUAAGAAGAGCUCGAAAGCGCACCCGCGUAUACACGCAUUUUUUUCAAAACUGUACUGAAUUAAGUUAAGAUGUUUUUCUUCCAAAAUAAAAAUAAAAAGCCAUUGUGGUAUAAACAAGCAUUU
Messenger RNA from Bactrocera latifrons, 805 nucleotides. RefSeq names its product multiple epidermal growth factor-like domains protein 11. NCBI's taxonomy places the organism in Eukaryota, Metazoa, Arthropoda, Insecta, Diptera, Tephritidae. The record is from RefSeq and is a predicted model, not a curated record. The transcript has 2 exons. Bases 20 to 685 code for a protein of 221 amino acids.